GGUUCCGGUAAGGGGACUUCCGUGCAGCCGAUCCGAUCGUCAUAACAGAUCAUGGGGGAGAAGGGAGCUGAAGGACCCGCGGAGCGAGCGGCGGUCGAGCAGCAGCAGCAGCAGCAGCAGCAGCAGCUCCUCCGCCGCCGACAGGAGCUCGACUACCACUGGAAGAAGAACGCGCCGCGCCUGCGCAGGCGGAACCUGCUGACCGGCCUGGCCAUUGGAGCGUUUGUGGUCGGAAUGUUUAGCUACACCAUCGUGUCCGUCAAACAGGAGAGGAUUGUGGAGGAGCUGGACGACGAAGCCAGGAUCCACAUCAGCAGAGGGCCGCGGACCAGUGCCAACUCCUGACCAGCUGUCUUUUAAUGUGACAUCAGACUUCACACUGUGAAACGUGAUGUCAGCUGAGCUUAAGACACCUGAGAGAAUGCUACUAACUUAAUAAGGACUGUGUCUUUGAUUGUUUCUUUUGUGUUUUGAAAUACAUAAAAUUAUUUGUUGAAACUGA
This is a messenger RNA of Scophthalmus maximus (turbot), 502 nucleotides long. RefSeq names its product cytochrome c oxidase assembly factor 3 homolog, mitochondrial. Gene Ontology annotation, biological process: mitochondrial respiratory chain complex IV assembly. The record is from RefSeq and is a predicted model, not a curated record. Gene Ontology annotation, cellular component: mitochondrial inner membrane. Bases 52 to 345 code for a protein of 97 amino acids. NCBI's taxonomy places the organism in Eukaryota, Metazoa, Chordata, Actinopteri, Pleuronectiformes, Scophthalmidae. The transcript is spliced from 2 exons.